Molecule: messenger RNA, 1601 nt
Organism: Daphnia pulicaria
Lineage: Eukaryota; Metazoa; Arthropoda; Branchiopoda; Diplostraca; Daphniidae
Exons: 4
Coding region: 927-1508 (193 amino acids)
Source: RefSeq, a predicted model, not a curated record
CAAUAAAACAGUACAAAAAUAUACGCGGAAAAAUCUACGACGACACUUUUCCUCAUGACAAUGAUGGACCGUGUGUAGUCUAACUGAUUUUCAAGCCCCGUGUCUUAUUGAUUGCUCAAAAGGAGGGGGGGGGGGGACUUUUAUGAAGCCUAGCCAAUUUCUUCAAGUACUUUCUUAUGAUUUUCCUCCUUGUCUAUCACAAGUACACUUCUUGUUGCAAUUAUACCAAACGCGAUUGAAUUACACCUAAAUAUCUUUACCUCUUACAGGAUAAUAAGCAUUAAGGAAAAACGCCAAAUCAAGGGCGUUAGCAUGUACACGGAACUGCAUGGACGAACAUAUAAAACCGUUCUAAUAAAAAAAAUAACAGAAAAGUUCUUUUUCUUAUUCAUUCAAUUUUUUUGUAUGCCCUUGAAUUUUGCGAUUUCACUUGCUUUUAUACACAAUAAUCUUGACAAGAUAGGAAUUUUUUUUCUAUUAUUACAGUCUAAUUGGCAGUCGGGUAAUCGACAACCAAAAAAAAAAAAGAAGUAAAAGGCGAAAUCAACUCAACAGUCUAUCUAAAGUCUUCUAAUCAGAGAUAAAUAAGUAGGAAAUUACAAACGAGUUCUAAAAAAGGAAAUGAAAUGGCAUUCGGUCAUAAAUAAGUAAUCAAUGGGGCGGAGUUUUGAGUAUUUCUCACUGAAAUUUCUGAACUGUAGUACAUCCUAUGUUCUACCAUUCCGCUUUGUUGGAUCCGUCUUAUUUCCCUCCUCUGUGCAGUUAUGCAGUGUGCAUUUUCGAAUGUGUGCAUAUAAAACAAGUAAGGAUGUUGACAAUAAAUUAGUUCUUUGCCGGCCGUCGUCCAACGUACUUGAUUUCCUAAGUUCUCGUUAGCAUCUCAGUAGAAUUCUGACUUUAACUCGUAACUCCAGUAAUUAAAAAACAUGGACCAAAUUAUUGAAAUCGUUGACGCUUUUGCUCGCGGGAACACAAUCGAAGCGCUGAGCGAAACGGGUCGCUUUCUCUACAUCUACAAUUCAACGACGCUUAUCGCAUCGGUAGGGGCUAUAGUAGGAUUGAUCCUGCUUGGAUCGCUGUUGUGGAUCGCGAUCACAUCAGCGGCCAAAACUGAAAAGAGUUACGGCUACGGAAGUAGCAACUACCGUAAAAUGCGUUCGACUGAUGAGGAGAAAGCUCACACCUUCAUGGAGCUCCUUGCUAUGCUGGACGAAACUUUUCGAAAAAUGCAGAUCCAUAAUUUCGACUGCCAGAAGCGCGCUGUGUGUGAAGCACACCAACCACAUAGCGACAAAAAAUCCAUUGAACCAUUUGUCCGGCGUAUCACCUACAUCUUCGGAAAGCUAGAUGACAAAGCACUCGAUGCUCUAGAGCCGGAAUCUGCAGAUUUCUUGUUAAAAUAUUUCGAAGCAGCGGAAAAAGGGAAAAGCAACGAAAAUUGUUCUCAGUUGUACGCGACCUGUCCAAAGUUCAAAAAUUUCAACCAACCCACCCAGAAUUUAGUUUGAAAAAUUGUUUACGCAAUACUUGCGCCAUCUGACGACAAUUAGUUCUACAAUAUUCUUCAUUUGUCUAAUCUUUUUAUCUAUUUAUUUGGGAAA